This is a messenger RNA of Galdieria sulphuraria, 1402 nucleotides long. RefSeq names its product tryptophanyl-tRNA synthetase. Lineage: Eukaryota; Rhodophyta; Bangiophyceae; Galdieriales; Galdieriaceae. The record is from RefSeq and is a predicted model, not a curated record. Gene Ontology annotation, cellular component: cytoplasm. The transcript has 7 exons. Gene Ontology annotation, biological process: tryptophanyl-tRNA aminoacylation. Gene Ontology annotation, molecular function: tryptophan-tRNA ligase activity; ATP binding. Bases 152 to 1201 code for a protein of 349 amino acids.
CAUUGAUGAUCAUUUCCUGUCGGUAGAGAGUGAGUGGAAAACGUUCAUGGAUUCUGUGGUUACUCCUUGGAACGUGUCUGGAAUAAUUGACUAUGAUAAACUGAUCGAGCAGUUUGGUUCUCAAAAGAUCGAUUCCGAGUUGUUGAACAAGAUGGAGUCGUUGACAGGUCGACCUUUACAUCCUUUUUUGAGACGUGGUAUUUUCUUUUCGCAUCGAGACUUGCAAGAGAUUCUUCAACUUUAUGAAAGUGGCACUCCGUUUUAUUUGUAUACAGGUAGAGGGCCUAGUAGUGAUGCUUUGCAUUUGGGACAUAUGAUACCUUUUCUUUUUACUCAAUACUUGCAAGAGGCGUUUCAAGUACCUUGUGUUAUUCAGUUGACUGAUGAUGAAAAGUUUCUUUUUUCAAAAGAUAACAGUAAGAAACUGGAAGACUAUCAACGACUAGGUUGGGAAAAUGCCAAAGAUAUUUUGGCUGUAGGAUUCGAUUGUGAACGUACUUUUAUAUUUCGUGAUACAGAUUAUAUAGGAACGAUGUACCCCAACAUUCUCAAGAUUCAAAAAGCAGUGACUUACAAUCAAGCUAAAGCCAUAUUUGGUUUCGAUGACAGUGACAAUAUCGGAAAACAUGGCUUUCCAGCAGUACAAGCAGCGCCAUCCUUUUCAUCUUCCUUUCCACAAUUGUUUGGUUCACAAACCAAUCUUCCUUGUCUUAUUCCUUGUGCAAUUGAUCAGGACCCGUAUUUUCGAAUGACAAGAGAUGUUGCACCCAAGUUGGGUUAUCGGAAACCUGCUUUGAUUCAUUCCAAGUUCUUUCCAGCGUUACAAGGAGAGAAUACCAAAAUGAGUGCUUCUAUGGCACAUACCGCAAUUUACGUGUCAGAUACUGCCAAACAAUUGAAAACCAAAGUAAAUAAAUACGCAUUUUCGGGAGGAGGUGCAACAAUAGAAGAACAUCAAAAACACGGUGGCAAUUGUGAUAUCGAUGUAUCUUAUAAAUAUUUAAGUUUCUUUUUGGAAGAUGAUGAACAACUCGAAAGAAUACGACAAGAGUAUUCUAGUGGUAAAAUGUUGACAGGUGAAAUCAAAGCCAAGCUUAUUCAAGUAUUACAACCCUUAUUAGAACGCCAUCAACAAAGAAGAUCUCAAGUUACCGAUGAAAUGAUUCGCAAAGUUAUGACACCAAGACAACUCUCCUUCUAAGCAUGACGCAUUCUUCUGGAUAGUCUCCAGUCAUUUUGGUUUUGUGCGUAUCGAUCAAACAAAGGUUCGAUUUUCUCCUUUCGUUUGGUACGAGAAACCUUAUUGGGAUCUGCGGUCUUAAAGUAUCGAGGAGCCAAUUCAACCAACCAUUUGCUUUCUAUAGCCAACACUUCUCGCAUAUAUCUAAGUUUACAAUAAAAA